UGCACCCAGCAGAGGAUGCAGCUGGUUGCCAUGGCAGCAGUGCUGGCAGCGCUGGCGGGGGCGGGGCAGGGCUGCAGCAUCGGCUGCCAUCCAACCAACAUCAGCAUCCCCGUGGAGAGCUGUGGCCGAACCGAGUUCGUCUACACCACCAUAUGCGUGGGGCAGUGUUACCACGAGGAUCCAGUCUACAUCGGCCAUGAUGACUGGGCUGUACAGAAGGUCUGUAACGGGGACUGGUCCUAUGAGGUGAAACACAUUAAAGGAUGCCCUGUCGGCGUCACCUACCCUCUGGCCAGAAACUGCGAGUGUAUGGCAUGUAAUGCAGGAAACACGUACUGUGGGCGCUUUCCUGGAGACAUACCCAGCUGUCUGUCUUUUAAAUAA
Toxotes jaculatrix (banded archerfish) is the source of this 384-nucleotide messenger RNA. RefSeq names its product follicle stimulating hormone subunit beta (gene fshb). Gene Ontology annotation, cellular component: extracellular region; cytoplasm. The transcript has 2 exons. Gene Ontology annotation, molecular function: hormone activity. Gene Ontology annotation, biological process: ovulation; G protein-coupled receptor signaling pathway. The coding region runs from base 16 to 384 and encodes 122 amino acids. NCBI's taxonomy places the organism in Eukaryota, Metazoa, Chordata, Actinopteri, Toxotidae. The record is from RefSeq and is a predicted model, not a curated record.